Messenger RNA from Dendronephthya gigantea, 1126 nucleotides. RefSeq lists its product as uncharacterized. Bases 200 to 1063 code for a protein of 287 amino acids. The transcript is spliced from 3 exons. NCBI's taxonomy places the organism in Eukaryota, Metazoa, Cnidaria, Anthozoa, Malacalcyonacea, Nephtheidae. The record is from RefSeq and is a predicted model, not a curated record.
UCUGUUUUGCAUUAUUUUGCAUAUAAAGUGCGCCCGUGUUGAUUUUGACCACUGGUUGAAGAGGGGGAAAAUUUGAAAAUUCACGUAAAAUGUUUAUUUGAAAAUGUUUUGAUGCUAUCAUUUGGAGAGUAAAAAUCGUCUAGAAGAUUGUCAUAUGGUAAUAUAAUAAGGAUACUGCAAGAAUAAGUGUUGUUUACAAAUGAGCAUGAAAGCAUCAGAAAGCAAAAGACAAGGAUGUGGUAAAUGGUUAACAACAAAAAGCAAAUCAAAAAAAGUUAUAACACAGCAUGCAAGAUAUCAUCAACAGCACCUCAAACCUGGAGCAGUAAGACCAACAUGUAUAACACCCAAUGUUUGUGAAAACCAAUCACGUAAAAUGAAGCAAAGCACAAUGAGUCAAUUUCUUGAGGAAAGACCCAUUAAGUUAAAACUGAAAAAAGACAAAAAAAGCUCAGAUGAGAUAUCCUUAUCGUCAUCCAAAGACAAAGUUCCUGUAUUGUUUUUGAAAAAUGAAAUACCCUCAGCACCUAUUGAAUAUGUUUUAGAGGAUCUUUUUGGAAGUGAUGCUGAUGAGAGUGACAUAUUUCUGUCUGAAGACAAGAUACAAAAGACAACUGUGGACAAAGAACAAAAUGCAUUUGAACCUUUACCAGCACUUUAUUGUAGGAAUUCACAAAUCAAGGAACUACGGAGUACUGACAAACAUCAUUCCCCAGUAAAGGAACAUACAAAUUUGAACCAUAAAGCAAAAAACAUUAAUUCCACAAAAAGUGUUGAUGUACAAUUUACUGAAUGGUUUGAAGAUGAAGUUGAUGCAUUCAUUCAUCAAUGUGAUGAGGAAAAUAACUUACCAAAUCAAGAAAAUUUGUCAAUGUUAUGUGGAUGCACAUUCUCACCUCAGUUUAGCAAAUGGUUUGAUGAACAGAUUAUAAAGAUGGAUAAAUCACCUGCAGUUAACAUCUUGCAAUCACCAAUAAGGACAAUUUGGGAUGAAUCAGAUAAUAAAUCCACAUUUACACAAUGGUUUGAGGCAAAUGUGGAAAAAAAUAAAAGUCCAAGUUAGACUACAGGAUAUUUGAUAAAAAAUUACCACAUCUACUUGCAUACAUGGGUAUGUGAGUAAAGA